Ricinus communis (castor bean) is the source of this 1424-nucleotide messenger RNA. RefSeq names its product LOB domain-containing protein 2. The transcript has a single exon. The record is from RefSeq and is a predicted model, not a curated record. Bases 480 to 1424 code for a protein of 314 amino acids. Lineage: Eukaryota; Viridiplantae; Streptophyta; Magnoliopsida; Malpighiales; Euphorbiaceae.
GGUAUUGCAGGGAUUUUCUUUCAGUUAACUAAAUCAAAAGCCUAAUUGAUACUUUUCAAUUUUAUUACUAAACUAAAUUUCUUUUGGAAGAUUAUUAAUUUAAUUACUAAUAAAAUUAAAUAUUUAUUUUCCUUAAUAUUGCACAAUGCUUAUAAUUCAAUUAAUAUGUGGUCACAUAUUAUUAUUAAAAAAAUAAAAAAAUAAACGAACCAAAUAUUUAAAAAAAAAAUCAAUAUUAAAAAGAACUAAAUUCCUUAUAUAAGGUUUUAUAUUUCCUAUUUAGAUUUGAUUUCCUCCUAAUUUAUUAACACCCGGCCCCCUUUUCCGUAUCCCUCUUGUACUGUAAUUUCCGCUUCCGUCCGUUAGUCGGAUUGUUAAUUAAUUCUCUUGAAGCUCGGAGCCUAAGCUGUCUUGUCGAAAGUCCUUCAAUAUAUAUUCCUUUAUUUAUUUAUUUUGAUUAACUGUUUGGGCAACAACUGAUGUCAAGGGAAAACAAUGGAGAAUCAAGUAGGAGACGAGGAUGUGCAGCAUGCAAGCAUCAGAGGAGAAAGUGUGGAGAUGUUUGUCUAUUGCAACCCUACUUUGGUGUUGACAGAACUGAAGAUUUGCAAGCGGCACAAAAGGUUUUUGGCAUAAGUAACAUGAACAAGAUGAUGAGAGAACUUGAAGUUAAAGAUAGAGCUAAGGCCAUUGAGUCUUUAGUUUGGGAAGCAUGGUUAUGGAACCAAGAUAAAGUCAAUGGUCCAUUGGGGCAUUAUAGGCAACUACAGCAAGAGAAUGCGUUAUUGAAGAAUCAAAUUAAUCACUUAAACCAGAAGCUGCAAAUCCUGUCACGUAGUAUGCCGUUGGGUAAUUUGCAAGGAAUGGUACUUAAUGACAGUGAAUCUGGUAGAACUUAUGGUUGGAAUAGUGAGAAUUUAGCAUCGGAUUUAGCAAUGUAUAAUAAUAACAAUAGCAAUAUUAAUGCUGAUGUUGUAAGACUACCCUUGAAUAGUUAUCCUACUGCUCCUUCAUGGCCAAUUCAACAAAGGCAAGAAAAUUUAGUCCUCAAUAAUUAUGGGACUAAUAUUGGUCAGCCAGGUUGCAUCGUACCUUCUCUUGUGCAAUCACAACAAAGAGGAAAUCUAGGCAAUACUCGAGUAGCUAAUAGCUUUAAUGCUCAAGGUAGUCAUACAGGGAGUGCCGGGUUCUGUGAGAAUGCACAAGCUAGUGUUCCUAACACUAAUUUUAUGCAUGGACAUCGACAAGGACAACAACAAAUGCUAACCCAGAAGUUGAGAGGAGAAUAUCAUGGAUCUGAUAAUGCUGCACCAUCACCAUUGAAUAGAGUUAGAGGAGUUAGAGGCCGAGGCAUUCGCUAUGCACCUUAUGAGCUUAAUCAUCAGUUUAGUGUCCAAGGCCAUGAGAGAGGACACAGAGAUUAA